Molecule: messenger RNA, 1904 nt
Organism: Theobroma umbraticum
Lineage: Eukaryota; Viridiplantae; Streptophyta; Magnoliopsida; Malvales; Malvaceae
Product: zinc knuckle (CCHC-type) family protein
Biological process (GO): regulation of DNA-templated transcription
Molecular function (GO): zinc ion binding; DNA binding
Source: RefSeq, a predicted model, not a curated record
CUGGUCACCAGAACAUAUUGGAGUGCUCUGGAUUUAGUUGUCCGAGUUCAAAUCUCGGUGGAACCUUUUUUCAAUUCCAAAAAAAAUAAAAAGAAAAUUAAUUCCCUUUACGCACUUUUUUUUUUAAUUUUCCUUAUCAUCGUAGGCCGGAGAGGAAUUCAUCGGAUCCCUAAUCUCCUCAGCAUGCACCAGACUAAAACCUCAAAACGAAUUUUCCUGCAAAACAGCGAAAACAAUUUCGUUCUUAAUUCUAUAUCUCUUCCUCUCUUUUUUCUACCUCUACACUAUGGAACAAGAAACUCGACCAAAAAUCGAGGAAACGGUGAAGGAAAUACUGAGCAAAGCUGAUAUGGAAGAGAUGACUGAGUUCAAAGUCCGAGUCGCGGCUUCGGAGCGACUCGGAAUCGACCUCUCUGAUUUUAAUCACAAGAAGUUUGUUAGAGAAGUGAUCGAGUCUUUUCUUCUCUCUACUGUCGAAGAAAACGGCGAUGGAAAAGAACUCAAUUCGAAGCUUCGAGAAGAAGAGGCUAAAAUUAAGAAAGAAUUCGACGGCGACGGAGAUCGCCUUAUUUGCAAGCUAGCAGACAAGAGGAAUGUGGUGGUUCAUGAAUUUAGAGGAAAAACUUAUGUAUCGAUUAGGGAGUUCUAUGUAAAAGAUGGAAAAGAGCUCCCAUCUGCAAGAGGAGUUAGCUUGACAAGCGAAAUUUGGUCAGCUUUAAAGAAUAGUUUCCCUGCAGUUGAUGCAGCUGUAAAAAAGAUGCAAUCAAAGCUAAGUACAAAACUUGAUGGUGAACAAAAUGGAGAUGUGUCUAACUCAGUAACUGCUUUUUCUCAUGAAUUUUCCCCUAUUGAAACCACACGUUUUGAUGGGAAGAAUUACCAUUGCUGGGCAGAACAGAUGGAACUUUUCUUAAAGCAAUUACAGAUCGCAUAUGUGCUUACUGAUCCAUGCCCUAGUCUUUCUCUUAGUCCCGAAGCAAGCAGUGAAGAAUCUGCUCAAGCCAAAGCUACUGAAAAGAAGUGGAUGAAUGAUGACUACCUUUGUCGCCACAGCAUUUUGAGCUCUUUAUCUGAUAAUCUGUAUUAUCAAUUCUCAAAGAAAACUAAGAGUGCUAAAGAGCUGUGGGAAGAGCUAAAACUAGUUUAUCUUUAUGAGGAAUUCGGAACAAAGAGAUCUCAAGUUAGAAAGUACAUUGAGUUUCAAAUUGUUGAUGGAAGACCAAUUCUCGAGCAAAUGCAAGAACUCAAUAGCAUUGCUGAUUCUAUUGUUGCAGCUGGAAUGAUGAUUGAUGAGAACUUUCAUGUUAGCACCAUCAUCUCCAAGCUUCCACCAUCCUGGAAGGACUUCUGUGUUGAGCUGAUGCGUGAGGAAUACCUGCCCUUCAGGAUGUUGAUGGAUCAUAUAAGAGUUGAGGAAGAGUCUCGUAACAGAGUCAAACAAGCAGAGCAUUCAAAGUAUGGAAGCUUUCAUCCAGCCAACAAUCUUGGCCCAAGGAUAAGAGAUAUGAAGAAACCAGGGGUACCUUGGAAAAGGCGAGAAUCAGAAAUGCAUGGCAGGCCCCCCAUAUGUAACUAUUGUGGCAGAAAGGGACACCUUUCCAAGUUCUGUCGUAAUAGAAGAUGUGAAAAAGAAGUGAAUGGAGAACAAAAUGGGGAGAAUUCAACUAUACCUGCUGUUUCAAAGGUCAACGUAGUUGAGAGCAAUGUGUAGUUAAUUGAAAUAGAUGCUGUUUUUGGUAGGCUCAGGUUUUGCUGUUCAGUUGUAUUAGAGAACAUACAAUCUACUUAUCUUUUUACCUUGUAAGUAUGGCUCGAAAUUGUUGUUUUUUUAAUGUAUUAUUUUUACAUACCAAUGUAAAUCAUUCUUUGCCAAUGGAUGUUGCAAAAUGUUUAGAGUCGGUAAA